UUGUAGUAGUCAGGCAGGACAACCGGACAGAGACUCUAUAAUGUCUGUCUUUGUGAUACUGGGACUGCUGGUCUGCAUAGAGGCACAAGCGUCCAGUGCUGUGACUCCUGUGUUUGUGCAGAAGGGAAAGGAUGUGCUUCUGAAUGUCACGACAGAUGUUCUUAAGCGUAUUACUUUUGUUUCGUGGAACUUCAAUAAAAAGGUUUUAGUAAUAUUUGUACCUGGUACAAAUUCAUCAGUCUCUGAUGGUUACACUGGAAGGAUUGAGUUUUCUGAGAUAAAAUACUCUGUGAAACUGAAGAAUCUACAAAAGGCAGACAGUGGAGUUUAUACUGCACGGGUGUUUGGGGCUGAAGAACAAACAACUGAAUACAAUGUCACAGUUCAAGAUCCAGUGUCUCCAGCUGGACUGACAGUGGACUCUGUGUCCAACAGCUCGGACUCCUGUAACCUCACUGUGACCUGCAGUGCACAGGACUCUCACAUUAGCAGCACUUUUACAUGUGACCACCAAACCUGCAGUCAGGAGGGAGGAGAGCGAUCAGAGGUCACAACCUCUGGUGCUUCUCUCCAUGUCUACCUGAUGAAUGACUCAAUCAUCUGUAACCAUAGCAACCAGGUCAGCUGGACCAAUAACAUGACAAAGAUUCAGCAUUUCUGCCCCCAACAUGCUGGUUCAGAGAGUCUCUCUGCUGGUAUCUCUCUGUGCCUGGUGAAGACAGUCAUGUUCUCUGUCGGUCUGAUCAUCAUGGUGUCCGCCGUCAUCAGUGUUCACAUCAUGGAGAAGCUCAAGAAGCAAAAAUAAACAAAUAGUUCUCUACUGAGCAAUCUUACAUAUAUCGCUCUCUUUAGUUAAAGGUGUCCUAUGGAGGUUUUGACCAGUAAUAGCACUAUAUUUUUUAUGAUUGAGUCUCUGUUUUGUUUGUAUUGUGCAUGCUCGAGCCCCCAGGGGCGACAUGGUACACAUUCCUGCUGCUGAUUUCAUGCUAUUCCACUGAUCGACAGUUGGUGGCUGUAACACACCAAGAAAUGUAGCAAUGCACCAAUUUUUUCAAUUUAUUCUUGAUUAUUCAUUGAUAAUACCCAAUCAUCCCUGUGCUCCCUUUGUAAAUAAGAUGACUGUGUAAGAAAAUGUUUUUGGAGGAUGUUAUCUUGAAAAACAACAAAAAAGAAACCUCUAUUUUUUAUGAUCAAGACAAAAAACAUACAAUAAAUAGCCUUGAUCAACACACUAUAUGUAACACUGCAUGUGGUCCAAUUUUUGGACACUUAUUAAAGCUAUAUACUAUCUUA
Messenger RNA from Siniperca chuatsi (mandarin fish), 1293 nucleotides. RefSeq names its product CD48 antigen. The record is from RefSeq and is a predicted model, not a curated record. NCBI's taxonomy places the organism in Eukaryota, Metazoa, Chordata, Actinopteri, Centrarchiformes, Sinipercidae. The coding region runs from base 41 to 805 and encodes 254 amino acids. The transcript has 4 exons.